AUGUUUCGAGAGCGCCUUAUUGACUUCUACAGGAAGCACAAUCCUGCUUGUUUAGAUUCGAUAGAUGACAUUUUAAAAAUCUUUGAUGGGAGGGAAGAGGAGCUUUUCCGCGUGUUAGAGGAAAAGUACGCUGAUAUACAUCGUGGUUCUCAGAAAUUACUGAGCUCCAGCACGCUGACGAAUGCACUUCUUAUUGGCGACAACUCAUCCUGUGGAGGUAGUGCUCAGCAGUCACCAUAUGCCGAAAAUAGAACGUUUAACUCGAAACUGGAUUCGCAAGGUCGCCGUGAUUUUGGGGCUACAAAACUAGCUGAGCAGCAUAGCGUCUAUUGUAGCGAUGCAAACGAAUCUACAGUUUUGGGGUGUCUCAAGGAAAACGGAACCUAUCCUCGCGCGAAAGGACGUUCAAUUUUGACAGAUGAUGCGCAUAAUCUUUAUUCCCUUCGCAAGGAAUGCGAUCAACUAAAAACCAGCAAUUACGCCUUGCGUUGUGACGUUCUUGUUUUGCAAGCGGAAAAUGAAGCCUUAACUCGUCAAAGAAAAGACGAUGAAGAGACAAUGGAGAAGUUGCGUGCGCACAUAGAUUAUCACGACAAAAUAGAGCACGCGUUAGUUGGAAAAGUUGCUGCAAGUGAGUUACGUGGUAAAGCCGUUCUCAGUGAAGACGAGUUUGCCUCUAUCAUCAGCGCGAGUCAAGAUCGAUUAAGUAACUACUACGAAGAGAAGAUCUCGUUCAUGCAGAUGGAAAUCAACAUGUUCUACAAGCACGCAGCAGAGCGGGUCAAGGAAAAGGACGCCAUUAUCACCGCGCUGAAACAGCUGCUGUCACAGUGUUGA
Leptomonas pyrrhocoris is the source of this 837-nucleotide messenger RNA. RefSeq lists its product as hypothetical. The transcript has a single exon. NCBI's taxonomy places the organism in Eukaryota, Euglenozoa, Kinetoplastea, Trypanosomatida, Trypanosomatidae. Bases 1 to 837 code for a protein of 278 amino acids. The record is from RefSeq and is a predicted model, not a curated record.